AUGAUUAAAAAAAUUUAUUGUUUUUUAUUUUGUCUAUUAUUUUUAAUAAAAAAAUUUUUUUUUUCGGGUUUAACCAAAGGAAAUUUAUUAGAUUUUGAAAAUGUCACAGAACCAAUUAUAUCAGAUGAGGAUUUUUUUAAAAUCGUUGGAGGUGAAAAAGCAGAAGAAGGAGAAUUUCCAUAUCAAGUUUCAUUAAGAUUUAGAGGUUUAAUGAAAAUGCAUUUUUGUGGAGGUUCCAUUAUUUCUGAAAGGAUUGUACUAACUGCUGCACAUUGUGUAACUGAAAUAAAACCUCCCUUAUUCACUUAUAUUGAGGUUGUAGCAGGUACAGUGAAUUUAAAAAGGGAAAGUCCAUACACUCAAAAAUCAACAAUUCUUAAAAGUAUUAUACAUCCAAAAUAUCCAGGAAAAGUCAAUCCUUAUGAUUUGGCGAUACAUAUACUAAAACAACCAUUUUCAUUUAAUAAAUAUGUUCAACCCAUUGGACUUCCAAGACAAAAUGAAGAAUUUACAGGAGAAACAAUUUUAUCAGGAUGGGGAAGCAUUUCUAGAUCUGUAUUAUCAGUACUGCCCGAUAAUCUUCAAAAAGUUACACUUCCGUUAAUAAAUUUUGAAGAAUGUUCAGCUUUUUAUAAAAAAGAAAAAAUUCAAGUGAAUAAAAUCAGUAAUAUUUGUACUGGAUCAACAAAAGGACAUUUUUCUGCUUGUUCUGGAGAUUCCGGCGGUCCUUUAGUAAAAGUUGUAAACGGUACCAGAAAAGUAAUUGGAAUUGUGUCGUGGGGACGAGUUCCUUGUGGUUCAGGUUCUCCUUCUGUAUACACAAAAGUUUCCAGUUUUGUUAAUUUUAUACACGAUAAAAUGUCGGCACAAAUUUAUAAUGAAUUUUAG
Molecule: messenger RNA, 888 nt
Organism: Pediculus humanus corporis (human body louse)
Lineage: Eukaryota; Metazoa; Arthropoda; Insecta; Psocodea; Pediculidae
Product: tripsin, putative
Exons: 7
Coding region: 1-888 (295 amino acids)
Biological process (GO): proteolysis
Molecular function (GO): serine-type endopeptidase activity
Source: RefSeq, a predicted model, not a curated record